Molecule: messenger RNA, 1425 nt
Organism: Lolium rigidum
Lineage: Eukaryota; Viridiplantae; Streptophyta; Magnoliopsida; Poales; Poaceae
Exons: 3
Coding region: 85-1293 (402 amino acids)
Source: RefSeq, a predicted model, not a curated record
GACGGAGACUCCCCCGCCAAAUAAUUGGCAAGCCAACCAUUGGCAAGGCAGCUGCAGGCGUGAACCAAACACACCCGAUCACCUAUGGCUCCUCAGAAGGCGCGUUAUACCAAGGAACGGCUCGAGACGCCCGCUUUGGAGGGUGACCUGGCGUUGGAGAGGUUUAGCUCGUCAGAUCCAGAGAAGGAUGAGGAUGACGGCGGCAAGAUGCGCAGCGUGCUGCCCUUGUUCUAUGAUAACGACGAGGAGUUGUUCGCGGCGGCGGUGAAGGAGGAAGAGGCUGCGGCUGAGCGGCAGAGGCGGGAUGCCGAGGAGAAGGCACGGGAGGCGGACGAGGAGAAGCGGCGGGCGGAGGAGAGGAACCGGCUGAAAGAGGAGGCCGUCUGGAGACGAAAGAAACAUGGAGAGGUCUACAAUUCGAUCCGCCAGUACAAUCCCAAGACCAAGUGUGUGGAGUACACCAGGUUCCCCUUCGCGGAUCUCUCCACGUUCGACCUUGACGAGAUCUCGCCUGUACUUCCCAUGAGAUACACUGACAAGCAGAUAAAAGACCGUGCAUAUUUGAAUUCCAUAAAUGUUUUAUCGGUCAAGAUAGUUUCCUCAGACAAAGGCUUCCCGCUUAAUGUAUAUGGCAAUAUUAUUCUUAGAGACAACCUCGAUGAGAAGUGCAUUUUUCUCUUCUCCCGCCCUAGCAGAAUGGAUUCUGAGCUCAUUAAUUCAGAGGAUCAAUCAUUGAUCUUGACUGGCCCUAGUCGAGGACUUGUUUUAACAGACUAUAUUUUUAUUGAGGUCCAUCUUAAGAUGAAGCUUGACAACGGGGAGGACGAACAACUUAGCAUAGGAUUGCUUGACAUUGAUGGCCGAGUGGCUCCUCGGGUGCCCACAAGUAAGGUUCGGUGUUGCACUCUUGAGAGCAGCCUCAGCAUCGUGGAGGUGAGAUAUGCACUAGUUAAAGAAGCAACGGAGGCUACUGUGGAAUUUCCAGUUCUCAAGGGAGAUUUCAAGGGCAAAAUCACAGCUCACACCACCAGAAUUCAUGAUAGGAUGUUGCUUCAUGAUAGCAGAGCAUGUGGUGCGGCAAUCUCUUCUGAUGGUAGUCGAGUUAUCGAACUGUUGCGUCGUGUCCUAGCUGUCUGUGUGGAUGAGGUGCUGUUUAUUUCAGCUGAACCUGAAGGUGUGGAUACCCUUGUUAAGAAAUUUACUCCAUCCCUCAGUGGUUCCCAGAGUGAUGUAUUUGAUUGGGGUGCCGUUAAGUUAGGUGUGAAGGUAACUUGGUCCGUAAUAAGUUUCUAGAUUGGAUUUUAUCUGUACAGUUCAGGGAUGUAAUGGUUACCGUUGUACAGGUUCCCAUGGAACAAAGUACUGGUAUGUGCCCUCUACUGUUAUGUACUGUAUGUUGAACCACAAAUCAUAUGUUGUUACUGA